UCGAGGUUGGUUGCUACUGCUAGCUAGGACUAGGAGGCGAUGAGCGAGGUGGAGAUCCUAGGCGAGCAGCAACAAGAGGUUAUAGACGAUGGUUCGGAGGAGGAGGAGGAGGCGCUCCCUCUCCAUUCGGAGCCGGUGCGGCGGCUCGGGGCAGCCGGCCGGCGGGGGCUGGUGCACGCCCUCGUCGCCGACGACGUCCACGGGGACAACCUCCGGCUGCUCCGGCGCCAGCGCCUCAGGAUGGACAGGGUGGGCGUGCGGCAGCCGACGGUGGAGGUGCGGUGGCGGGGCGUGCGCGUCGACGCCGAGUGCCAACUCGUCCGCGGCAAGCCGCUCCCCACGCUCCUCAACUCCGCCGUCUCCGGCCUCUCCGUACGUAACUCCGUUCAAAGGAUCUGUAUCCUCAAAGAUGUCACCGGCAUCCUAAAACCUUCCAGCUGUGGCAAAACCACCCUUUUGCUAGCGCUUGCUGGGAAGCUCAACAAAAAUCUCAAGGUGUCAGGAGAAAUUGAAUACAAUGGUGUCAAGCUGCAAGAUUUUGUUCCCGAGAAGACGGCGGCUUACAUUGGCCAGUAUGAUCUUCAUGUCCCUGAGAUGACCGUCAGGGAGACGCUCGACUUCUCUGCGAGAUUUCAGGGCGUUGGCAGCAGAGCAGAAAUUAUGAAGGAGGUCAUUAGAAGGGAGAAGGAGGCCGGGAUCACCCCUGACCCCAAUAUAGACACUUACAUGAAGGCAAUAUCUGUGGAAGGUUUGGAAAGAAGCAUGCAAACAGACUACAUUAUGAAGAUAAUGGGACUUGACACAUGUGCUGAUGUACUAGUCGGAGAUGCCAUGAGAAGAGGCAUUUCUGGCGGUGAGAAGAAAAGACUAACCACAGGAGAGAUGAUAGUAGGACCAUCAAAAGUGCUCUUCAUGGAUGAAAUAUCAACUGGGCUGGACAGUUCUACCACCUUCCAAGUUGUUUCUUGCCUCCAACAACUAGCUCAUAUAUCAGAGUUUACCAUACUCGUCUCUCUCCUUCAACCAGCGCCAGAGACCUACGAACUUUUUGACGAUAUUAUCUUGAUGGCUGAAGGACAAAUCGUAUACCAUGGCCCUAAGAGUUGCGUUAUGAGUUUCUUUGAAUCAUGUGGCUUUAAGUGCCCCCAAAGAAAAGGAAGCGCCGACUUCCUUCAAGAGGUCUUGUCAAGAAAAGAUCAACAACAGUACUGGAGCCGCACUGAAGAAAGAUAUAAUUUUGUUACAGUUGAGAAAUUCUAUGAUAAGUUCAAAGCAUCUCAAAGUGGUCGGAAUCUUGCCGAGGAGCUUUCAAAGCCGUAUGACGAAUCAAAAGGACAUAAGAAUGCCCUGUCCUUCGGUAUCUACUCAUUAUCCAAGUGGGAUCUCCUCAAGGCAUGUUUUGCACGCGAACUACUUCUUAUGAAGAGGAAUGCCUUCAUCCACAUAACAAAAGCUGCUCAGCUUGGGCUAUUUGGUCUUAUUACUGGGACAGUAUUCCUGCGGACACGUAUGGGCGUUGAUAGAACUCAUGCUAGCUAUUAUAUGGGUUCACUCUUCUAUGCGCUACUGCUACUGAUAGUCAAUGGAUUCCCUGACCUGGCCAUGGCAAUUGAAAGACUGCCGGUCUUCUACAAACAUAGAGACAACUACUUCUAUCCUGCAUGGGCUUAUGCAAUACCAUCUUUUAUCCUAAAGAUUCCCUUCUCUUUAGUUGGGUCAGUAGCUUUGACAUCGAUAUCCUACUACUUGAUUGGCUAUACCCCGGAAGCAUCCAGGUUCUUCUAUCAGCUCCUCAUCCUCUUCCUGAUGCACACAGUAAUAUUAUCAAUGUUCCGUUCUGUCGCUUCAUACUGUCAAACAAUGGUGGCUGGUUCUGUCGGUGGUACUCUAGCAUUUCUAUUCACCCUUCUAUUUGGGGGUUUCUUAAUUCCUCGUUGUAAGACACUCCCUUAUUUUCGUAAGCUUCAUAUUUGCCAUAUCGCUACAGCAUUUCUGCCUAAUUGGCUAAAAUGGGUAUUUUGGGUAUCUCCAUUGUCUUACGCGGAGAUAGGCUUGGCUGGAAAUGAGUUUUUGGCACCCAGAUGGUCAGAGAUCACAAUAUCUGGCGUAACACUCGGAAGGAGGAUACUAAUGGAUCAAGGUCUAGACUUCUCCAGCUACUUCUACUGGAUCUCAGUUGGAGCAUUGAUUGGGUUUACUUUGUUGUUCAAUGUAGGCUUUGCCAUUGGCUUGACCGUUAAAAACCCAUCUUCUCGUGCUAUUAUCUCUUGCAAUAAGAUUACCGCACUUGGUGGAAGAAACCAAGAUAAGGAUGCGGAAAAUGGGAGGCCUAAGUUACAUGCAGAAACUUCAUUGAUACCUAAUAGCACUGGGAGGAUGGUACUGCCUUUCACACCCCUUACAAUAUCUUUCCAGGAUGUCAACUACUACGUAGACACCCCCCAUGGUUACAUGGAAGGAAAACUGCAACUACUCCAUAAUAUCACAGGAGCAUUUCAGCCAGGCGUUCUCUCGGCACUCAUGGGGGUUACUGGAGCGGGGAAAACAACACUCCUUGAUGUUCUUGCUGGAAGGAAAACAGGCGGUGUUAUUGAAGGGGACAUAAGAAUAGGGGGUUAUCCUAAAAUUCAGCAAACUUUUGCUAGGAUAUCAGGCUAUUGUGAACAGACUGAUGUUCAUUCCCCACAAAUCACAGUGGGCGAAUCAGUUGCAUAUUCAGCCUGGUUGCGCCUUCCACCAGAAACUGAUUCAAAAGCAAGAGAUGAAUUUGUCAAUGAAGUUCUUGAAACAAUUGAGCUGGAUGAAAUUAGAGAUUCUUUGGUUGGAAUACCAGGGGUAAAUGGAUUGUCGACAGAGCAACGGAAACGGCUCACUAUAGCAGUCGAGCUUGUGUCUAACCCUUCAAUCAUAUUCAUGGAUGAGCCAACAUCAGGAUUGGAUGCAAGGGCAGCUGCUAUUGUCAUGCGUGCAGUCAAGAACGUUGCAGACACAGGCCGAACAGUCGUGUGCACCAUUCACCAACCAAGUAUCGAUAUAUUUGAGGCAUUUGAUGAGUUGAUGCUCAUGAGAAGAGGUGGAGAGUUGAUCUAUGCUGGGCCAGUUGGACACCAUUCUUGUGAGGUCAUCCAAUAUUUCCAGGCAAUACCUGCGAUACCCAGGAUCAAGGACAACUACAACCCAUCAACAUGGAUGCUAGAAGUUACUUCUACAUCUAUGGAAGCUCAAGUAGGAGCAGAUUUUGUACAAAUGUACAGUGCAUCCUCAAUGUGCAAGGACAAGGACAUGCUGGUAAAGCGCUUGAGUGUACCAGUUCCAGGCACGAGUGACCUCCAUUUCAGGACACAGUUUCCGCAGAAGUUUUGGGAGCAAUUCAAAGCUUGUCUCUGGAAGCAGUGUUUGUCGUAUUGGAGAACCCCUUCCUACAACCUGGUGCGAUUGGCGUCCAUGUUAGGUUUCUGCAUUUUCUUCGGUGUGUUGUUCUGGCAGCGAGGCAACAUCAAUCACAUAAACGACCAGCAGGGCCUCUCAACCAUAUUGGGGUGCAUGUAUGGAAUCACUCUGUUCACCGGCACCAACAUUUGUCAGGCAGUGAUGCCGUUUGUCUCCAUCGAGCGCUCCGUCGUGUACAGGGAGAGGUUUGCAGGGAUGUACUCUCCUUGGGCCUAUUCUUUUGCGCAGGUUGCCAUGGAGAUACCUUAUGUGCUGGCGCAGGUAGUGAUGUUCAUGCUGAUAGCAUAUCCGAUGAUAGGGUACGCAUGGACAGCGGCAAAGUUCUUCUGGUUCAUGUACACCAUGUCGUGCACGCUGCUCUACUUCGUCUACCUGGGAAUGAUGAUCGUGUCGCUCACCCCUAACAUCCAAGUUGCAUUCGUACUUACGUCUGUGUGCCAUGGCCUGCAAAACCUCAUCUCCGGCUUCCUCGUGCCCUCGCCGCAAAUACCAAGAUGGUGGGUAUGGCUCUACUACAUCUCCCCAAUGUCGUGGUCGCUCAAUGUCUUCUUGACCACACAGUUCGGGGAUUAUAACGACAGCAUGAUAGUCGUGUUUGGAGAGACCAAAUCCAUCGCAACGUUCGUGAAGGACUACUACGGUUUUCGACGCGACCUGCUGCCGCUGGCAGCCGUGGUUCUGGCGGCGUUCCCCGUCGUUUUUGCUGUCCUCUUCGGUUACAGCAUCUCAAAGCUCAAUUUCCAACGGAGAUAA
Molecule: messenger RNA, 4203 nt
Organism: Aegilops tauschii subsp. strangulata
Lineage: Eukaryota; Viridiplantae; Streptophyta; Magnoliopsida; Poales; Poaceae
Product: ABC transporter G family member 41-like
Cellular component (GO): membrane
Molecular function (GO): ABC-type transporter activity; ATP binding; ATP hydrolysis activity
Source: RefSeq, a predicted model, not a curated record